AUGCGCUCUUCACUUUCCCUUGCUUCUCUCUCCCUGGCGCUGGGUGCCACUGCGGAGCCGUGGAGCAAUGGACGUAAGUACGGCAGUACUUUUUACUCAGGUCCCACCAGUAAUGCCUACAUUACGAAGGCUACCUACUCUGUGGUUCCCCCUGAUACUCCUUGCAACUACCACACCGAACUUCCUCAAGGGGAGCUUUCGUUGUGGGUUGGUGUUCAAGACGACCCUACCUACAGAGAUCUUGUGGAUAUGAACCUUGUUCAACCUCUGGUAAACUGGGCGCCCGACCAGAGUCUCACGGGUUGUGAUACGGAUAAUGAGCAUUGGUGCGUUGCGGCAAGCACCUAUACUCCUUCGGGUCAGGAAACCCAAACCUAUCAGGUCAUUCCUACUGGCUCCCAACUUGACUUCGAAAUUUCUGUCAACUCUGAGACCACCAAAAUUGACCAAAAGGUUUGGAUUUCAGGCAAUCUGGUCUCCUCUAAAUCAGACAGUGCCGGCAUGGAGCCUGCUGUCUUCUACGGUUUCAACGAAUGCGUUGACCACUCUUGCGGAACUCUCAAGGCAUACAGCUGGUCCAACAUCACUGUGCAUCUCAGUGACGCCGAUGAGAACUACGGUAACACUUUCUCCCUGUUCAACGCUGCCUCGGACGGCCCUACCACCUCGGACGGCGGAAAGACCUGGUACAUUGAUUCAAUCAGAUUUGCCAAGGACUACCUCUAUGAGGAUGACUCCGUUCAGGAGUGCUAUUAG
Molecule: messenger RNA, 756 nt
Organism: Lasiodiplodia theobromae
Lineage: Eukaryota; Fungi; Ascomycota; Dothideomycetes; Botryosphaeriales; Botryosphaeriaceae
Exons: 6
Coding region: 1-756 (251 amino acids)
Source: RefSeq, a predicted model, not a curated record